Messenger RNA from Schistocerca cancellata (South American locust), 3597 nucleotides. Its product is annotated as acetylcholine receptor subunit alpha-like. NCBI's taxonomy places the organism in Eukaryota, Metazoa, Arthropoda, Insecta, Orthoptera, Acrididae. Bases 1 to 1839 code for a protein of 612 amino acids. Gene Ontology annotation, biological process: regulation of membrane potential; nervous system process; chemical synaptic transmission. Gene Ontology annotation, cellular component: postsynaptic membrane; neuron projection; synapse. Gene Ontology annotation, molecular function: acetylcholine-gated monoatomic cation-selective channel activity; transmembrane signaling receptor activity. The transcript has 13 exons. The record is from RefSeq and is a predicted model, not a curated record.
AUGAUGCGCGACGCCCGGCCGGCCGCCCCCGCCGCCUCCGCCGCCGCCGCCGUAGCCGCCGCCGCCGCUGCGCUGCUCGUAGUCUGCGCCUCUCUGCAAGGCGCGGCCGCCAACCCCGACGCGAAGCGGCUGUACGACGACCUGCUGAGCAACUACAACAAGCUGGUCCGGCCCGUGGUCAACGUCAGCGACGCGCUCACCGUCAAGAUCAAGCUGAAGCUGUCGCAGCUCAUAGACGUGAAUCUGAAGAACCAGAUAAUGACGACGAACCUGUGGGUGGAACAGUCCUGGUACGACUACAAGCUGCAGUGGGACCCGCGCGAGUACGGCGGCGUCGAGAUGCUGCACGUGCCCUCGGACCACAUCUGGCGGCCCGACAUCGUCCUCUACAACAACGCCGACGGCAACUUCGAGGUGACGCUGGCGACCAAGGCGACGCUGAACUACACGGGCCGCGUCGAGUGGAAGCCGCCCGCCAUCUACAAGUCGUCCUGCGAGAUCGACGUCGAGUACUUCCCGUUCGACGAGCAGACGUGCGUCAUGAAGUUCGGCUCCUGGACCUACGACGGCUUCCAGGUGGACCUGAGGCACAUAGACGAGGUGAAGGACUCGAACGUGGUGGAGCUGGGAGUCGACCUGUCGGAGUUCUACACGUCCGUCGAGUGGGACAUCCUCGAGGUGCCGGCAGUCAGGAACGAGAAGUACUACACCUGCUGCGACGAGCCCUACCUGGACAUCACGUUCAACAUCACGAUGCGCCGCAAGACGCUGUUCUACACGGUCAACCUCAUCAUCCCGUGCAUGGGCAUCUCCUUCCUCACCGUGCUCGUCUUCUACCUGCCCUCCGACAGCGGAGAGAAGGUGUCGCUGUCCAUCUCGAUCCUGCUGUCGCUGACCGUGUUCUUCCUGCUGCUGGCCGAGAUCAUCCCGCCCACGUCGCUGGUGGUGCCGCUGCUGGGCAAGUUCGUGCUCUUCACCAUGAUCCUCGACACCUUCAGCAUCUGCGUGACGGUGGUGGUGCUGAACGUGCACUUCCGGUCGCCGCAGACGCACGUGAUGGCGCCCUGGGUGCGGCGCGUCUUCAUCCACAUCCUGCCGCGGCUGCUGGUCAUGCGCCGGCCGCAGUACCAGAUCGACAAGCGCAGCUUCGGGCUGGCGACCUCGGCGCACCGCGUCAUGGUGCGCACGUGCAACGGCCUCGAGCUGCGCGACUCGUCGCUGCUGUCGGCCGCCGCCGCCGCCGCCGCCGCCGACUCGUCGGCCUCGUCGGAGCUGGUGGCGGACCAGCCCUCGCCGCACGACUUCUUCCCCAGGCUGCUCGACCACGAGUUCACCUCCAGGGACAGCGACCUGGGGGGCUCGUGCCGCAUCCACGGGCCCGGGGGCGGAGUGCCGCCGCCGCCGACGACGCUGCUGGCGGAAGAGGCGGCGCCGGGGGCGGCUGCGGGGGACGGCGCCGACGAGCCGGCCACCCCCAGCGCGGACGGGUGCGCCGGGGGCGGGGGCGGCGCCAGCAACGGCUUCCCGGGGGCGGCGCGGCCCGCCUCCCUGCACUGGCACCGCUGCCCCGAGCUGCACAAGGCCAUCGACGGCGUGCGCUUCAUCGCCGACCACACCAAGCGCGAGGAGGACUCCACCAGGGUGAAGGAGGACUGGAAGUACGUGGCGAUGGUGCUGGACCGGCUCUUCCUGUGGAUCUUCACGCUGGCCGUGCUGGUGGGCACGGCGGGCAUCAUCCUGCAGGCGCCCACGCUGUACGACGACCGCGUGCCCAUCGACGUGCGCCUCUCCGAGAUCGCCACCACCACCGCCAAGCCGCACAUCGGCAGCGCCCUCUAGCCGGGACCGCUGGAGGAAACGUGGCAGCCGGAUCAGACAAUUCGGUGCCAGCAAGGCAGUGGGCACCGGCAGAGAGUGGGACACGCGUGGCGUGUUCUCCGGGAACCGAGCAGGCGGGCACGCAGUCGGGGUUGCAGACUUGUGACUUACCACCUGACCGAGCUCACAUGCAUAAUUAGUUGAUCCUGCACACAUAAUUUACCUAUACUAAGUACACCGUGAUCCUGCACCAAAAAAUUCUUCAUUAAAAAACAAUUCUCUAAACUCACUGUGCAUUUCUGGCUUCUGUUACGGAACAGAUUAUUCUUCGUACGGUUUACAACUAUAUUUCGUUAUCAGUUCACUUCCUGUAUAAAGAAAUGGGAGCUAAUGGUCAAUAGGAGAGUUAUCAGCAAGGAGGAUAAAUUUCCAUUAACGUUUGUCAGAAAAUUUGAAAGCAAUUUUUGCAGAUGGCUUGUUAUACAAUAAAAUAUUCAGAUUAAUCUAGUACAAAUUGUUUAGGGCAGUUUUUGUUGUUUGCAAUGUAUUUUCAACAUGUAAAACAUUAUCAGUAUUCAUUACGGAACUUGUUAAAUGGGGAAAGAAACAGUAAUAGUUAAUGUUGUGGCGAAGCAGCUGUUCGAAACAAAUGUCAAAGACUGUUUUUUCUGUACAUUACGUAUGGCGAGUCUUUACCACUGAGCAGUUGGUGAGCUGAAGUUCCUUCAGUUAGGUACAGUAUAAGCCAGGUACGCACCUACGUUCAGUUCAUUUCGGACGUCGACACUGUCUGGAAUAUCAGUGGACAUAUCAUAUAUAUUCUUUGGAGGCAAUAACAACAAUGGUCUUAGUUACAUGUUGGCCACAAAUAACUCUUCUUAUCGGUUACUGUGCAUAAUUUUAAAUUCUUUGGAGAACAACAAUCCUUUAGGUAAAUUCUGCUAUGCCUUACUGCAGUUUAUACACACUAUAAUUACCACCCUUUGCAUAAUUAUUUCUCAUCACUGCCACUGGUAAUGAUUCUUCAGAUUAGUUGCAAAUCUCGUAACAAAAUGAGAGAGCCAUUUUCUUGGCAUAAAACAAGAAAACUGCUGCCAUAUUUCUGUAAGUACAGGUUAACGAGUCGUGUGUUGUACAUAUGUAGCCACCGUACAAACUAUCGUAAAAGAACGGGGAACACGUCAAAAGUAACUGGUGACGUUUCGUAUUAUCGUGUAGACGACAGAUUAAAGAAGUAGCUCCUCACUGCCUCCAGAGUAUAAAGAGCUGUGUGAUCUCCCUUGUGCUAUAGUUUGUAUUGCAAAUGUAACUCCAGAGAAGGGCCAUAACUAUAAUUUGGAAUUGAAAGUUACGUUUUACAAAUGAGCGUGUGCUCUGUUGCACGGACUCAUCUCUGCAUUGCUCACACCGAGGUUACCUUUCUUCCUUAAAGUAAGGACAACAGUUUCCUCCUUAGCUGCAAGGACAAGACCCCUCCACUUCAGGCCUAGAGUACAUCGUAAUAUAGAAAUAAUUUAAGAUGGGUUUUUUAUAGACACGCGACGCCUUUGCUAGUGGUAGGAAAAUAUUGAUCGUGUUGCAAUAUUCUUUUCUGUCUCUGAAUAUAUUUACGUGUAAGAUAAAUGAGCUUAGGGCACAAAUAUAAACGUAUGUAUGUAUGUAUACAUGUCUUUAUAUAUAUACACCUAUAUGUAAGACACUUGUCAUAAUUUGUUUCUGUAAACAGUUGUGGGUUAUCCACAGAUUGGGUGUCUGCAGGAAGCUGUUUACUUUAAAUAA